AUGUUUACUAUUUAUCUUUAUUUAGCUCCUAUAGUAGCUAUGGCAUUAGUAGGUUUAAAUUAUUUAAUAUCAAAUUCUAAUUCAUAUGUAGAAAAAGAUGGUCCUUUCGAAUGUGGUUUUACUUCUUAUCAACAAUCUAGAUCUGCCUUUAGUGUUGCUUUCAUCUUAGUUGCUAUUUUAUUCUUACCUUUUGAUUUAGAAAUUUCUUCUAUUUUACCUUAUGUUGUUAGUGCUUAUAAUAAUAGUAUUUAUGGUUUAUCUAUUUUAAUAUUAUUCUUAUUAUCUUUAGUUAUUGCUUUUGUUUAUGAAAUAAAUUUAGGUGCUUUAAACUUAGAAAGACGUUUUAUCCCUAUCGUUAAACCUUUAAUGCAUACUCUUUAUAAAUAA
Messenger RNA from Priceomyces carsonii, 387 nucleotides. Its product is annotated as NADH-quinone oxidoreductase subunit A. Gene Ontology annotation, molecular function: NADH dehydrogenase (ubiquinone) activity. The transcript has a single exon. Lineage: Eukaryota; Fungi; Ascomycota; Pichiomycetes; Serinales; Debaryomycetaceae. Bases 1 to 387 code for a protein of 128 amino acids. The record is from RefSeq and is a predicted model, not a curated record.